This is a messenger RNA of Chinchilla lanigera (long-tailed chinchilla), 2236 nucleotides long. It is a transcript of the gene Des, whose product is annotated as desmin. The record is from RefSeq and is a predicted model, not a curated record. NCBI's taxonomy places the organism in Eukaryota, Metazoa, Chordata, Mammalia, Rodentia, Chinchillidae. Gene Ontology annotation, biological process: skeletal muscle organ development. Bases 96 to 1508 code for a protein of 470 amino acids. The transcript is spliced from 9 exons. Gene Ontology annotation, cellular component: sarcolemma; intermediate filament; cell-cell junction.
UCCGGCUAGGGGCUCUGUCUCCCCUCGCCGCAUCCACUCUCAGCCGGCUGCCCGCUGCCUCCUCCGUGCGCCCGCCCAGCCUCGCCGCCGCCACCAUGAGCCAGGCCUACUCGUCCAGCCAGCGCGUGUCCUCCUACCGCCGCGCCUUCGGCGGGGCCCGGGGCUUCUCGCUCGGCUCCCCGCUGAGCUCGCCCGUGUUCCCUCGCGCAGGCUUUGGCACCACGGGCUCUUCGAGCUCGGUGACAUCCCGCGUGUACCAGGUGUCGCGCACGUCGGGCGGGUCCGGGGGCCUGGGGUCGCUGCGGGCCAGCCGGCUGGGGGCGACCCGCGCGCCCUCCUCCUACGGCGCGGGGGAGCUGCUGGAUUUCUCGCUGGCCGACGCCGUGAACCAGGAGUUCCUGACCACUCGCACCAACGAGAAGGUGGAGCUGCAGGAGCUCAAUGACCGCUUCGCUAACUACAUCGAGAAGGUGCGCUUCCUGGAGCAGCAGAACGCCGCGCUCGCCGCCGAGGUGAACCGCCUCAAGGGCCGCGAGCCCACGCGCGUCGCCGAGCUCUACGAGGAGGAGCUGCGCGAGCUGCGGCGCCAGGUGGAGGUGCUCACCAACCAGCGCGCCCGCGUGGACGUCGAGCGCGACAACCUGAUAGACGACCUGCAGCGGCUCAAGGCCAAGCUGCAAGAAGAAAUCCAGCUGAAAGAAGAAGCAGAGAACAAUUUGGCUGCCUUCCGAGCGGAUGUAGAUGCAGCCACUCUAGCGCGUAUUGACCUGGAGCGCAGAAUCGAAUCUCUCAACGAGGAAAUUGCGUUCCUUAAGAAAGUGCAUGAAGAGGAGAUCCGUGAGCUACAGGCCCAGCUUCAGGAACAGCAGGUCCAGGUAGAGAUGGACGUGUCCAAGCCAGACCUUACAGCUGCCCUCAGGGACAUCCGCGCUCAGUACGAGACCAUCGCGGCUAAGAACAUCUCUGAAGCUGAGGAGUGGUACAAGUCCAAGGUAUCUGACCUGACCCAGGCUGCCAACAAGAACAAUGAUGCACUGCGCCAGGCCAAGCAGGAGAUGAUGGAAUACCGACACCAGAUCCAGUCCUACACCUGUGAGAUUGACGCCCUCAAAGGCACUAACGAUUCCCUGAUGAGACAGAUGCGGGAGCUGGAGGACCGGUUUGCCAGCGAGGCCAGCGGCUACCAGGACAACAUCGCACGCCUGGAGGAGGAGAUCCGGCACCUGAAGGAUGAGAUGGCCCGACACCUGCGCGAGUACCAGGACCUGCUCAACGUGAAGAUGGCCCUGGACGUAGAGAUUGCCACCUACCGAAAGCUGCUGGAGGGCGAGGAGAGCCGGAUUAACCUUCCUAUCCAGACCUUCUCUUCUCUCAACUUCCGAGAGACCAGUCCAGAGCAAAGGGGCUCCGAGGUCCACACCAAGAAGACAGUGAUGAUUAAGACCAUUGAGACCCGUGAUGGGGAGGUCGUCAGCGAGGCCACACAGCAGCAGCAUGAGGUGCUCUAAAGCUAGAGAACCUCCGACACAGUCCUGGCCCCAUCCUCACUGACUCCUGAAGCCAGCCAGCCUCCUUCCAUCCUGGGAUGCCACACCCAGCUGCCUUGCCUUCUUCCACUCACCGCCUCUAACUCUUUCUCACUGGCCACCCCUCAUAGUCCCCAUCCUGCCCAGUCCCAGGCAGCACUCCAGCCACCUCUGAGAAGCCCACCAUGAGUCUUGGCUAAUAGAGGGGGGUGAGCCUGGCUCUUGCACCCAGCUCGAGCUGUGACCCUACUCCCUCCCAGCUGUGACCUUGGGCUCUGACCUCUGGCUUUAGAGAAUGCCUCAGAGCAGUAUGUUGGGACUUGCAGGGUCAGGACAGAGCCCUGUGGACCUCCCCACCCCCAAGCCCUAGUUGGAGAAAGAAAGGAUAGGCUCCUCAGCAAGCUGGGCAAGGACCAGGGGACUAACCCCUGUGGACACUUGAGGGACUUGAAACUGUCACUAUGGUCCCUUCUUUUCCUUUCCUCAGCCCAGGGUGGGAUAAGAAAGCAGGGGCUGCAAGAGGGAACCCCCGAAGGUGCUAGAUGUGGGAGCAGGAGAUGCAGAAGGAGAGAGGGUGGGUGAGAUGCUGGAGAGGAGGAGAGGGAGGCAGAGUGUGUGCAGGCUCAGGCUGGCAGGAGGACGCCACCUCCCCACGAUUGCCCCUCCCACUGCAGGGGCUCUGGACAGAAACAAUAAAGAGAUGAGCACAA